Orbicella faveolata is the source of this 10574-nucleotide messenger RNA. RefSeq names its product cilia- and flagella-associated protein 54-like. Gene Ontology annotation, biological process: cilium assembly. The record is from RefSeq and is a predicted model, not a curated record. Lineage: Eukaryota; Metazoa; Cnidaria; Anthozoa; Scleractinia; Merulinidae.
UGAAACUAUAAAUGGAGCGAAUAAAAACAGAAUGUACGGAGGUAGUGCGUUACAAAAUUUGUCCUACUGAUCAUGGCCAGAUUCACUUACGAGGCCCGCAGCAAACACAGAAGGGUUAAGGCCUGGCCAAACGGACGCCAGUCCAAGCAGGCGCAAGUUGAAAACUUGAGUUAGCCAGGCCUUGCGUGGAAUUGCGUUGACUAACGAUGACUUGCCCUCCGUUUGGCCGACUACUCAACCCAAGUCGCAAGUUGCAAGUUGCAAGUCGCAAGUCGCAAGUCGCGAGUUGUUUAGGAAGCUAUUAGCCAGUCAAUGAUACAGGAUUUUGACCGCGUGAGACAAAGUCAGUAGCCUUGAAAUGUGUUUCUUUGCGACUUAAGUGUAUGUGCUUGGAAACUUGCGAGUCUGUUUGGGCAGCCAACGGAAGUCUCUACAGAAGUUCAACUUGAGACUACUUGCGACUAAUUGCGGGUCCGUUUGGCCACGGCUUUAAGUCCACUCAAUCUUAAAAUUGAAGCCUUUUGUAUUAGUUGGAGGAGAUUGAUGCUGUUUUAAAAUAUUGAAGUUUAAAAUGUUACAAAGAAACCCUUAAUAGAAAAUAGGAAUCGCUUAGUUUCUUUUCUGUUAUCUUUAGAAAGCGCUUUCUUGAUCUUGUCCCCCUGGCCCUCACGCUGCGAUUUUUCAUCCCUUCGUUCUUCGCGUCACGCUCGGUGUCUUAGGUCUACCUGCGUGCAAGUGAACAAACCCAAACUACAACAUGGUCUACUCUGCAGCCGCUACUUGAGUCGUCAGGCAACACUUCAAGCGUUGCAUGACGAUUAAAUAACCGCUGUAAAGGAGACUAACAGUCCCUAAUAUUUCACGCCCUUCUACACCGUCCCAGUUGCUAUGACCAAGCGAUAAGGUGAUCAGGAUUUCACCAGCCACCGCCCCCUCCUCCCCUUUGACAAAAUUUCAAAGAUCUAUCGAUCCGACAUACAACGAUUGCCAGAUGGGACCAGAAAUGAUACUUGUUAGAAGGAAAAUACAUAGACGGCGUGUUUUAAAAACGGGUCUUCCAGCGAAACCUUUCAUUGCAUGAAAAUGAACCAGUAGGCGGAACACCUUUUUCGCACGAAGACUCGUUUUGAGGUAAAAUAUAAAAAGGCAACUUGGAAAUUUUGAUGCUAACAUUGGCUGGUGGGGGCUUAAAAUUUUACUUCGCGGGGGUAGACUCGGGCGAUUUGGCUGCCUUACCCGAUCCCCGCACAGCAUAAUGAUUUGCUAGGAGGAGAGGUUACUAAGCCCUUAGAAACGCGAGCUUUGUCCAAGAUGGCGUCUUGUCAACAUACAAAACUCAGCUGAAAGACCAAGCUGUCAUAACGUUAUAAGGGCUAGAUCUUUAUCUAACAUGGAACAGCCAGGGUCAGGGAAAAGCGAAGCAGAUUUAAAGAAGUCUUUUGCUGGUGGAAGCGCACGAAAUGUGCUGCAAUCCGCUGGAACAAGUACCGGAGACCACAAACAGAUCAGUCCGGUGUUGGUGGCAUUUGAACAAGAACUUUCCAGAUUUAUCAAAUACAUAAAGAAGAAAUCAGAGCCUGGGAUGAAGAUCAAGAAGAAUGAUGAAGAACCUCUUGCUCGGGGGUCAAACACAUUGUUCUCUAUGUGGAACACUUAUGAAACUCGUCUUCCACAAUCCUACUACCAAGAGAAGCUGCUGAAUACUGGAGACUUUCUGUUUUCUGUCAAGGUAUACAUGUGCUUACAUUUACAGUUGAGGUCAGCUCUUGGUGAAGCUAUUUGCUUUUAUCAUGUAAUCAGUGCUGAGGAUCCUAAACUACAGAAUCCUGAUUUAGUGUGUCAUUGUGUUGCUGCUUUAAAAGUUCUUCGCUUGACGACACAAACGUCACUUCACAAAGAGGAAUUGUGCUGGCUGGUCUUCAAUGGCACUGUGCAUAUUUACUCGAUCUGCAGACAUUUGAUGGCUUGUGGACACAGUAGCAAGGCCUUGGAGUUCCUUCUUUGGGCAUGCAUGUGUCUAGAAUCCUCUAUCCCUCUCCUUACUGUCAAAUACCUGACAUGGCGCAGUACCUUAUACACGGCAGUAUGUCAAUGUUACUUUGACCUUAAAGUUCAAAUACAUGCUGAGACAUUUGCAAAGAGAGGCCUGACCAAGGUGAAUGAGCUGAGCGAUAUUGAGAAGAUGAGCACAUCAGAGGCCACCCCUGAGACUGAUGCUGCUUUUCGACAGGCUAAGACCAAGAUGCAGGUCAUGAUAUUCAAGAGGGUGGUGUUUGAGACUCGUAAGAGACCUAAGGGUCUGCUGAGGCCUAAAACAAAACCCAACCUUAAGGAUUUUGCUCAUCAUGCAUGGCCCCGCACACCCACUGAACGUCUUAUGUCAGACCUACAAGGCACAGCCGCCAAAUUUUUGGCGAUAUUAGAGGCCCUCAGCGAGACGCACAGACGCACACUUCACUGUGAAGCACCAGCUCCUGAUGCAGAAGACACAGCUAUUGAUGUGUGUGCAGAGCUGUUCUUUGCAGGAAUGGAAAUUAUCGCUGGUGGUGGAGGGUCAAAACAGUCCCAUGUGGUAAAAAAUAAAGGUGGAAUCCACCCAUCUGUCAUGGAGCUACAGAACACUUCCCUGAUGGAGCUUGUAGCCAAAGGUGAAAAUGGAGUACCUCUCCCUGCUCUCGUCAAAUUUCUGAAGUAUGCUUUCAGCUAUGAGCAGUGGGAAUCAUUUGGAACUCUCAUUGAGCCUACACUUCAGCUUCUGCAGGAACAGAGCAACAUUAACAGCUUGGUGGACAUUAAAACUCUGCAGCUGAUGUUAGCUUUGGAGCCAUUUUACAAUACUGUCAAGAAACCAAAGAAAACACCGGCUCAUACUGAUGAAGGUGACACAGCUGCCCAUACACAUGGGAAGAGUGGAAGUGUACUUGAGGAGCUGACAUAUCUGGCCGACGUUAUUCAGUCCUGCUCUGAAGAACCUUUUAAGUCUGCCAUCCUUAUGAAAGACAAUGACAUGAUGGUAGAUGCUGCUCUGUUCCUCUGGUCAAAAUGCAAGCCUCAUUUUCAAAGAAUCCUGUCGUCAUCUUUGGAAAACUGCAAGCAGCUGUUGAAUGAAGUGUUUGUAAAUGGGUGGCUCUACAUUCUGACUGUAGUACACACAGCUCUCUCCUGGAGUAAUGCCUCCAGUUUUGAUCCCAUUCUAAGUGCAGAAGUGACGUUGAAGUUCUCUUUACUGCUGGAGUGUAAAGCAGGUCUCACUGAACAAUCCCGGGCUGGCAGUGCUGACAUACAAUUUGCAGAAACACCAGCACUGACUGUGUCUCCAGAGCAGGUGGAUAGUAAACAGGAGAAAACUGAAGCAGAACUAUCAGAGAAACCUGCUACUGGACCUGGGCCUCUGACAGGUCUGUUGACGGAUUCCAGCAAACAGGUGACUGUCACCAUGGGCGGGGUCAACACAGGCCCAAGGGAGGUGCUGAAUAAGGUACUGGACAUUCUGGAGCAGGGGCUCCGAGAUAUUACCAGGGCACGUGAUACAGUGAUUAACACAAGCAAGAGGAACAUUGCUGAUGUCAGCUGGAUUAAGCCUUCUUCAAGUGUAAGUAAACUCAAGAUUGAAGAUGAAGUCACAGAACCUGAGGAGCCCAACUUGUUGGAGAGGAUGAUAGAAGCUUUGCACAUGGAGUUGCUUUUUGUGAGGCACAGAAUUGCUGUCAAGUUAGCCAACUUAGGGCAAGGUAUUACAGGCGAGAUCUCUUUGAAGUUAUUAUUUCAGGUUAAAGAGGGUAGGGCUUGGAAGUGGACUCCUACAUACAAAUGUUGUGAGUAUUUAAAUGAUGAAAGGAAACCCUAUAAAAGUGGAAUAAGUAUCAAACAAUUCCUGGUGGCCUGGUACCGACUCUUUGCAAGGUCAGCAAGUGGCAAUAAUGUUAAAGUCAGACUCAAUGACUAUCAACUUCCUGGGACUGGAGAAGAGGUACGCUUUGUGUUACUUACACCUAAGACAUCAGGGUUUUGUAGACGAAGAGCCACAAACAGGUAUUCUUUCNAAUAUGUGUUGGCAGCAUGGUUUUAUAUUGGACUUUCUUUAAACGCAUACAGCGGCAGAGUGAUUUUAACUGGUCGCGUUUGUUUUCAGGUGGCCUGGUACCGACUCUUUGCAAGGUCAGCAAGUGGCAAUAACGUUAAAGUCAGACUCAAUGACUAUCAACUUCCUGGGACUGGAGAAGAGGUCCCUGCUACCGCUGACAUCCAAUUUUAUGUACGUGGGCUCAAACCCGAUGAGAAGUACAUGGCAGCCGUGGCAGCGUAUAAUGCACACGGGAAACUGAUUGGUGGAAGUAUUGGCCUCACUUGCCGUCCAGUGCUGGCUGCUCAUCCGCUACCAACUCUCAUGGCAUGGGGCUACCUAGCACAGCUCUCCUUCACUUCUGGUGUAUUAUCUGUUGCCAAAUCUGCCGCUUCCGUUUUGUGGAAUUAUUAUGUGAAGGAACCAGAAAUAUGUGAAGAGAAUGCAAAUAUACAAACAGCUAGUUCUGAUUUGUACAUCUCUCUACAAAGGUAUGUUAGCCUCUUCUGGAUUCGUCUAUUUCUAGCGCUUCUCAAAAUUCGUUCAUUUCAAACGUUUGUGGUACCUGUCGUCCUAAGACUUGUAGUGUUAUCUGAAAAGCUUCUCUGUGAACCAAUUCAGAUUUUACAGAUGUGGAAUGAACAAGGAGUAGCAGGUGCGAUUAUUGAACUCGGAAAGAAAAUGUUAAACCUUGAAACUGCCCCGGACAGUGCUGGUACCAUGACAACCAUGCAAGCAGCAGCUGCCAUGGCAACCGCCACGCUGGGUGGACCAUCUCCGAGUAAGAACAUAAAGAAGAAGCCUGGGGCGAGUAAGAAACCAAAAGGUGGAGGAGGCAAAGGAGGACUGGGGAAAUUGGAGAAAGAAGCCGCUGCCUUCACUGCGGAUGCACAGAAUGAAGAACUGAAGGCGUUAGAGGCUUACAUCUUGAAGCUUAGCCAGCAAGGUGAGUUUUGUAAGGAUUCGGGUCUUUUCCAGCUAGCUACUACCUACUCUCAUGGGAGGACUGAGUUUGUCAUUUCAUUUGGGGAACACAUUAAAAUAAGUGGGAAUAUGAAUUUAGUAUUUUUCGUAACCCUUUUGGUUAUUGAGUUACACCCUUAUUUCAUUCCGUCCAGGAGAACAGCAAUAUUUCUUAUCAAUUCGUUUCAUAGAAACUAUAGUAAAGCAUCGGCUCGCUCAGGCGAUCUGGAAGACUGGAAUCGACUUAAUCUGCCUUGUCGCAAUGAUGCAUGUGUGCUAGUGUGUAAGACAAAUACAGAAUCCCUUUGUUUACAACGCUUUUGCAUUGUUCUCACACCCACAGUGCUCAAGUUCAAGCGAAGAACUCGUUUCCUAGGAUUUUAUGUCCAGGUGUUGGCCAAGGCGCUUCAGGAAGGUUUGACUGAAACAGCACUGGACUGGACUAACGAUACCAUGGCUUGGAUUAUAAGGAGAAACGAAAUGCUGUUAGCUAACAAACCCACCAUAGUACGUCAGGCUGCUGCAACAGCUGGGCCUGAAGACGAGAAAAUCAAAAAGUUUGCGACUGCUAUUGUUGAGUUUAGCAAGGUAAAGAAGACGAAAAGACAACUAUUCCAUUCUUUUGUCUCGAGUUGCCUCGUCUUCAAAUCUUCUUCAGUUCGAAAGACGAAAGACUGGAGCCGAAAUUUCCACGCUGAUGACGUAGCUCUACCAAGAUCUGUGCUAAGUUAUCGUGGUAAGUUCUGGACCAUGCUUCAAAACGCCUGUCGGAGCCUGUGGAACAUGACACAGACGGUGCUCAUGCGAGUAGUGGCAGGGACGCUCCAUCUCUCGGAGGACCCUUUAGCUGAGGGCAGCACUGAUAUUGAUGCCCUGAGAAAGGCCCUGUGGCAAAAGUUCUAUAUUGGAGCUGACAGAUUAUUGGACAUGAUGGUUCUAGUGCAGGAGCAGAUCAAGACAGAAUCUGAACAGAACAAAAAGCGUGACAAAGUGAAGAAGGGAGACCUGGUCAUAAAUGAGCAGCAAGGGUUCAUGGGAGGAGUAGAAGAUGAGAGAGGUGGGGCGAGUUUGCUGUUUGAAAUUCCGCUGGACAAUACCAAUGUGGUGGAUGCCCGCUGGCUCAAGAGAUACAUUCUGUACACAGUGGAGAUGUUGUUCUACGAGCAAAAAUGGGAGAGGACUGUUAGCGUCAUUUUAAGAUUCAACGCGUUGACAAGGAGUCGUUAUGCUGAGUCACUGCUACCUUUACUAAUCGUGGCACAACGUAAACUUCAGGAACAAAUCGAGGCUAAUGGAGGCCCGUCCAGAAGCCAGCCAACCAUCACCGUCUCCAAGGAAACGGGAAUCGCUGAAGAGUUCUUCAUAAAACCAGCUGAGUACAUGUCGAUUGAGCCCGCGGUGCAUAUUGAUCCCAAGGGUCAUGAUGUGUACAGCGGUAGUUUAGAUGCGCUUAGAUUAGUCUCAGUCCCUCUCGAUGUCAAUAAAAGCUUACAGACUCUGCACCAGGCUCUUGAGUUGAAGCAUCACACCGCUCGGUCACUGGAGCACAGUCGACAGCUUUUGCUGUGUUAUCUCGCGGGUCAACAAGAAGGCGGGUCUAGCGCCCGUGUAGAGCGUGGGUCAUCCCGUGUUGGGUUCCUGCCUAGCCAAGUAAAGCCUCCUACAGAUGUACCAGUGGAUUUAACAAAGGAAUUGUUUGACGCUUUGGAGGAUGUGCAAACGUUUACCUUGCAGCCCUCGCAACUGGCCGUGGUUAUCGCUUCCUAUGAUAAGACGAUUGAAAUGUUACAGUUUCGCAAACAGAAAAGUCUUGCUGCUCAGGCUAUGCACGAACUAGGAAACAUCAUGUUUCACAGCGGAAACAUCAGGGCUGCUUACAAGUGGUGGGCAGAAUCUCUUGACACGGUCCUCAAUACAACAGACUCUCUCAAAUCAUGGCGUGAUCUGACGUCACCCUCUGACACGUCACUCAAACCCGCUGCUGUACUGCUUCAGAGAUGUGGUCUUUGGGGAUGUCUCCUCGGAGGUGUUUUGGCUGCAGAUAUCGCACAAUACAUUCACACUUCUAAUCUUGGUCUUCGUUUGGAAUGUUGCCUGCUGUCGGCCACUUUCUUCAAGGCUUUGUUUUGUUCUUCCCUACCCCACCCUACUGCCGAUAAGGAUUAUGCUUUGUACGAGGUUGGGACUGGGUGUGAGGUGGCCGAGCUGAUACCUGGGAUUGAUCUACUGUCCGAGGCUUUUAGAAGUAAUGGACGUUCAGUUGUGGCCGCGUUAAGAUGGAUCACCGAGGAACUGGCCCGAGCACGAUACCUAAUCACGGUUCUUCCGUUGAUCACCCUGUGCCUGUACUUCUCGACGCACGUGUCACGUGACCUUCAACGAUCGGUGGAUGUGAGAAUUCUGAAGGUCCGUGUCCUGACCGACCUUGGGAUGUUCUCAGAAGCGACAAGAGUUUUAUGUGCUUUACUGCUCGGCGAAAAACUUCCCAAAAUUUCUGAUGUCGGCUUCCGGACAGUGGAAAACAAAACGGUGUGUCCUGUGUUCAGCAACAAAGAGUCUCUAAUGAAUGCGGGCAACGUGACGGUGUUGAACUAUCUGUUGGAUCAUCGACUGCAGCCUUCCCUGUCAGUAUUGUACGGUCAGCAGCUGACGGGACAGCUUACUAUAGCGCAUGCGCACUUGAUGAUUGCCAUUGCUGCUACAAUCUACGCCAUACCAGCCGACUGUCACCAAGAAAUCGUNGAAAUAGCCAGUCAGCGGCAUCAUGCACUCACCAGUGGGAACAUCGUGUAUGCAUGCAUGAGAGCAUUGGAAGACGCAGCCAUUCUGAAUGAACUGGACUUGGAGAAACGUGCCCAUUCUCUUAUGUCAAGCCAAGUCCGUUCUGCGCACAGCACCGUGUCCGGGUGGGGUGGGGAGCACUAUCUCCAUAAUCAAGCCCGAUCUAGACUGGACGCUAGACUAUGGCUUACGUGCAGGCUGGCUUUGGCUCGUGGACUCGCGGAAGAGGACGGUGGAAUGGGCAAGCUUGGCGGCUCAACGAGAAGUGUAACAAGCGCUAUUGGAUCUUGUCUACAUCAUUGUCAGCAAGGUCUAGACGAGGCUGAAGCAUUUGGAGACGUAGAGCUGAUGGCGGAGUUUUCUCUUUUGAGUGUGGUACAGAAUUUACAGCAAGGAAAAAUGGGUACAGACUUGCUGGAAACACUUGAGAAUAUCAUUUCACGUCUAGAACAGAGUCCAGCACUGUCAUUCUCAGGAAGACUGUUAUUAGUUCUGUCAAUUAUUCAGCACGCUGACAUUAGACCUCCGUCUCACGAAUCCUCAACGUUGCCGUAUCUGAACGACUCGCUUUCCGCCUAUAAACGAGGGAUGACUCAUUUACUUGAUCAGCUGACUCAACUGGGAAGCGAUGUAAAUCUCCUGGAAAUGUCCCCUGUCAGCCCACUUCAUAACAUUUACUUUCAACAACUUCAACCUCUAAUUGACCUCAAACUUCGUCUCGGUCGAGCGCUAACCAAACAGAUCACACUGUCUGAACGAGACUCAAACGUCAUUCCAACCGAGUGGCAGGCGGCAGUCAAAGAACUGGAACUAGGGCUUGAGCUGGCUAGGACGGCUGCUUGUCAGCGGAAACCUGUCGAAGCGCAGCUGCUGUUCUCUCUUGGUCAGAUUCAAAGACAGAUGAUUCAGAGUGGUCAGGUGUCCCCGAGUAAAGCAGUCAACACAUUGGUAGAGGCUAUACAGUGCACCUUUAUUUCUGAUCACGACCUUGGUUUAAUGAAGCAAGCCUACCUGGAGAUGGCUUUGGUUCUUAUUAAUAACGCCAAUACACUCAAGCCUCCCAAAACACCUGACCAACCUCCUCGCGCAGCAGAAACAACUCCGUCGGGUGUGAGAGAAGGCCGAAAGAUGAGCAAGAAAGGAAGUGCUAGGGAUAAAGAACGCAGGGAUAAGGAGACAAGAGAGAAGAACAAGGAACUCGACAAGGAAUUGAGAACAGCUUGGGCUGCUAUUCGUGCCGCGGGUGUGGUGUCUUCGGCUCAGUAUAAAAUCGGGAUUUUCACGGGAGAUCCCGAAAUUACCGCGUUGAAACUCUCUGAGAAGGCCGCGAGCUCAGUGCCAGGCCUUGCGCUGUUUGAUCUACUGGGUACCGAUGACGUCAUUAAGAGCUCGGAGGACGGAGCACUAGUUGCGCAGGAUGGGAUUGUCACCAUGGGAACCACCAUCAACAAUUCCAACCGCGUGCAAGUAACAUGGCUUCAUUUCCUUGGUUAUCUCUCGGUACUUCGUCGCCAAUGUUCUUAUGCGGCGCUCGGAGUGUAUUUGGGAGACGAGGAGAUAUCGAACAAGGGCUCCGCUACUGUGUUACCUUUGUUCAGUGACAAGAAAGCUCUGAAACUCUCUAAGAUGCAUUCGUUUCUAAAGAGCGAGUUGGGUCCUUAUGCAGCGGAGUGCUGCGGUGUUUACCCUCCUGAGGUCCUGUCAAAUUAUGGACCUUCAAGUUUGCCCCAGACUAAAGUUACCCAACCUUCACAAAUGGACCUAGCGGGAGAUUUGUCAAAGAGAACUGAUUUCGUAGACAAGUCCACCAAAGCAGGCGACUUUGAGAUGUGUGUCCAAUGGUUCCAGCCAGAACUCGACUGUGUGUCCGUGGGAGAUCCCGAGGACACACAGUCACAGGCAAGCCGAGCUGUUUGGUUCUUGUACGCCUUUAAUAACAAGGCCCUGGACUUGACAGUAAACCCAGUCUCCGGCCAAGUCAAGGCCGGGCUGUGUCACGUGAUAGGGGCUCGUGCUCAGGCCCUCCACGAGAAGCUCAUGGUAACGUUGGAAACUGCCGAGAAUGAUCUGGUGCUGCCUGUGCAGAGCUCACAGACGGCAGUUGGAAUUACUGAUCAGAGUAGAGGUCGUCCCUCAAGAGUAGAACCUGUUCAGUUGUCGGUUCCUGGGAAUCUGGAACAGAAAUUCUCAACAGGAGCCACGUCACGUAAAAAGAAGAGCAUUGGAAUAAGGGCCCUGUCAGCCAAGCAGAGAAAGGACGACCAUAUUAGGGCCCUACUGAAAGAACACCUGAGUGAAAUACGGGCUUUGCUACGACGUGAAGUUCCAGUUGGGGUCGAGGUAGGAAAUAAAUUUUAGCACUCUUUCACCCCACUCUAUGUGUCAUGUUGGUAGACUAGUUUUAGCUUUGUAUCUCAGGAUACAAAUUUAGGCCUUAUGAUCCGUUUUCACCCCGUCUAGAACUACAGUGGAGCCUCGUUCAUACAGUCACCAACGAACCAUGAAAAUUUGGCCUAACACAGUAAGGUCAAAUUUCACGAAUGGUCCAAGCUGAGGGACGUCUUUACAGAUAUAUCACAAUUGUACCUCUAAACAACUCUUCUUUAAUAAGCAUUCGGAAUGCAGAUAUAAUUUUAAAAAAAUUGUCACUUUAAUCGGUACAUACAAUAACAACAAUGAAAAGAUGAACAGAACUGGUUUGAGCGGCCGUACAAACGGGGUAAAAUUAUAUGUAAAUGAUUAUACAGACUGGGAUUUCAGAAUAUGG